UCUUCCGCUCUUCCCUUUUCUAAAAACAGUUUCUUUGCUUUCAAAGACUCCCCAAAAAAAAAAAAAUUUAAAAAAAUAAAAAUUACUACUAUAUUAAAACCUCUUUCCAAGUCUUCCUUUCAUUCUUUUUUUCUUAGAGGAGGACUAAAAUGGGUAGCUCAGGAGAAGAAGAAGAAGAACAGCUAAUUCAGAUGGUUAGAGACUUCAUUGAAUUAGGAGGAGGCUCAACCAAACCCACUUCACCUUCUUCUUCACAAUCCCCAAAAUUUCAUCAUAAAUCCACAUUUUCCACCUUACAGGAUAUUCUUACGAGGGUCACAGACGCUGAGACUGAGAUCCUUGAAAAAAUCUUAAUUUACCUGAAAGAUAUGGAAGUUGUAGAGCAAACCCACAAUUUGAAGAAGUUGAUUGUGAAGAGAUUAAGAAGAGAUGGUUUUGAAGCCUCUAUAUGUAGAACUUCCUGGGUUGCUACCUUUGGUCGUCCUUCAGUCUUUGAAUUUACAGGUGACUAUGAAUACAUAGAUGUUAUGAUGAAGGACAACAAUGGUGGCACUGGUACUAUUGAGAGAGUAAGGUUGAUAGUGGAUAUGGAUUUCAGGUCUCAGUUUGAGCUGGCAAGGCCUACAUCAACCUACUCAGAGCUCUCUACUUCUCUGCCUUCCAUUUUUGUUGGGUCUGAAGAGAAACUCAUGAAAAUCAUCCCUCUGCUCUGCUCAGCUGCUGAGCAAUCUCUACGAGAGAGUCGUCUUCAUAUUCCUCCAUGGAGGAAGGCAAGUUACAUGCAGUCCAAGUGGCUCUCUGAGAACUGCCAAAAAAUCUCAUUAUUUCCCGAGUAAUACUACACUUAUCACAUUUUUAUACUAUAUUUACCAUCUCAUUUAUCAGUACUAUAUUGGAGAUAAACAUAAGUAAUGGGACUCAUUACACCAAUGAUGUGCUUACAUAUGAGAUGGCACAUUGAAUGUAGUAUAAAAAGAUAGUAAGUAUAGUAUCAAGUGUGUUUAGUUUGAGUUUUUUUGAUUAAGUUUUUUGAAAAUUGAGUUUUUUGGUUUUCGUAUUUUUUUGUUUUUACUGAAUUUUUUUAAUAUUUUAAGCAAUUUUUUAUAUUUUUUUAGAUGUA
Molecule: messenger RNA, 1120 nt
Organism: Camellia sinensis
Lineage: Eukaryota; Viridiplantae; Streptophyta; Magnoliopsida; Ericales; Theaceae
Source: RefSeq, a predicted model, not a curated record